GGAGUUUUUUUUUUUUUUUGUCUGCGAGGUGGCUAGGAUUGUUAUAUUGGUGUGUUUGGGGAGAAACAACUAAAGUGAAAAAUAAAACCUAGCACACAAAUAUUUUAUUAAAUAUUUAUUUUUUCAUUUUGUUGUUAAUUUAUUAAAUUUACUUUCUGAAGACAUGUCAGCUGCAGCAGGCGGUGAAAAUACGAACUUUUUGGAUCUGCUGAAUAAAUUUGAGAAACUGUCAGGGAGGCCUUCUCUGAGAGCAGCAGGCUCUAAGAAGAGAGUACGGUGGCUGCCGGCUAGGAGAAACUUCAGUCAACCAUGCCCAAGCCUCAGGAUCCCUAACAGGUUUUUAAGAGAAGGUAACCGCCCGCCCCCUGCUCGGAGCGGACACCGCUGUGUUGCAGACAAUGCUAACCUGUACGUGUUUGGAGGGUACAAUCCAGACUUUGACGAGUCGGGAGGAUCUGAAAAUGAAGACUACCCCUUGUUUAGGGAGCUCUGGAGGUAUCACUUUGCAACUGGAACAUGGCAGCAAAUGAGAACAGAAGGGUACAUGCCCAGAGAGCUAGCGUCCAUGUCAGCUGUUUUACAUGGGAACAACUUGCUGGUGUUUGGUGGCACUGGAAUUCCAUUUGGUGAGAGCAAUGGAAAUGAUGUCCAUGUUUGUAAUGUUAAAUACAAACGUUGGUCUCUACUCGGUUGUCGUGGAAAGAAACCUAACCGAAUUUAUGGACAGGCAAUGGCAAUUAUAAAUGGCUACUUGUAUGUAUUUGGAGGAACAACAGGUUAUAUUUACAGCACAGAUCUUCACAGAUUAGACCUGAACACACGUGAGUGGAUUCAUCUUAAACCAAACAACCCCCCAGAUGACCUGCCUGAAGAAAGGUACAGACAUGAAAUUACACAUGAUGGACAAAAGAUAUACAUCCUUGGAGGGGGAACAUCAUGGACAUCUUAUCCUUUGGAUAAGAUACAUGCCUACAAUUUAGAAACCAAUUCAUGGGAAGAAAUAACAACGAAGCCACACGACAAAAUAGGAUUUCCUGCAGCAAGGAGAUGUCACAGCUGUGUACAGAUAGGAAGUGAUGUAUUUAUAUGUGGUGGCUACAAUGGGGAAUUGAUACUAGGAGAUCUUUGGAAAAUAAAUUUACAAACAUUCCAGUGGACAAAACUACCAGCAGUCAUGCCAGAGCCUGCCUAUUUUCACUGUGCAGCUGUAACCCCAGCUGGCUGUAUGUAUGUCCAUGGCGGAGUGGUAAACAUUCAUGAAAACAGGAGGACUGGCUCCCUGUUUAAGAUCUGGCUGGUAGUACCCAGCUUGUUGGAACUGUGUUGGGAGAAACUUCUGAAGUCCUUUCCCCAGCUAGCACAACUCUCUACAACACAGCUCAUAAACCUUGGCCUCACACAGGAACUCCUAGAGAGAUUGAAAUAAGUUUUGGGAGUGUCUUCAGGAAUAAGCUAUACAUGUACAGCAAGGACAGACUAUGGGCACCAUAUUGGAAAAAGCUCUUACAAAUAAUUCCUUUCCAAGCCUUAUUAAAUGAAAACAUUGGAGGCCUUUUUUUUGUUUGCACUUUUUUAAAAAAAAUUGUUGUUUUUUUAACAAGUGGAAUGUACCUAGUUUGUUAAAUCAAUUGACGAUCUUGCUUCUUUUUCUAGUAUGUUUGUCCAUGAAAUCUGCUUGUGUUAACCUUGGUGCAUACCUACAGGAUGAUCUCUGAAGACUGCUAGUCCUUUAGGUAGGGUGUAUUGAACUAGUAUAGUAUGACUAGUCUUAAACCAUUCAUUUUCCUUCUGUUUUUACUUAACUGUGAAUUAAGGAGACCAAUGCAGAAGUAGUUUGCUCUUGAUCUGUGCUUGCUUAACACCAAUGAUUUGCUGAUGAAUUACUUGUGAACUGGUAGGAAACAUGAUUUUAUACCUCCUGCUGCUUCCAGUCUUGCAGGUUACAAUGAAAUCUUCAAUUCAAGUUUCAAGAUGUGUGGUUGGUUCUGCCAUUAACUUCAGUUGAACAUUUUAUACAGAUCCUAAAAAGGAUGCCCCAUUCGUACACUAGGUAUUAAGAAAAUUACACAAGCUUAAAUUUCUUCAUGUGGCAAAGAUUUGGAGAAUUCCAAAGCUUGCUUACUGUUGCAAGAAUUUUAUUUCCAUAUUCCUUCCAAAAUUUUGUAAAAAAAAAAAAAAAAAAAAAAGGUUUUAAGCAAACUGCUGAUGUCUCUGGAGAAUGUUUUUAAGAUUGAAUUAAGAAUAUGUGUAGAUUAAAAGGCAUGCAUGUUUGGCUGGUACUUUCAGUACACACACUCAGUAGAGACAAAUUAUUGAUGAAUUUACAUUAUUUACUCUAAAAAGGGGGAGGGGGGGGAUGACUGCAGCUAACUGUUACCUUCCAACAUAUUUUUAAGAUCGUGCUUCUUUCCAUUGCACUUUAGCUUGUAUGAAAGAAAUGCUCCAAUCCGACACUUUGAUAUUAUAAUAUACUGGUGGUUCCUGUACUGCCCCAUUGUGGAAAGUAUUUCGUUUUGUCUACCUCAGUUAUUGUAACAACUCCCUUCUGUUUCCUGAUAUACUAAAAUAUCCUGUAAAUAAAAUAUCACUGUGAACAAGGUGCUUCUAGGAUGAAUAUUUUACUUUAUUUUCCUUGGCCAUAAUUUGAAAGAUGCUAAGGAAAUUAAUAGCCUUUUAUUUUCAUACUUUUUUAAAAUUCAGUUCAACACUGAUAUGUAAGUUCAUAUGUUUUACUAAUCAAUAAUUAUGGGUAUGGUAUAAUUUGAUAGUUAAGUUUUUAGUGUUGGUGUGGUUUUUUUUUUUCCCCCACAAAUAUUGCCUUUUUUCAGUGCCUAUUCACAGUAACUUUUUAAAAUGAACAUUUUUAUGUUCCUUUUUAAUGUUUUUAAAUAAUUUAAUGGGUAGAUACCUACUAAAAACCAGUGUCCUUUUUUAAAAUAUAAAACUUAAGUUUUAUAUUUCAAAUGUGUGCAUUGAAACCGCUGAGGAAGACAAAAUGAGCCAGAAUUGGUGACUAUGUAUUGUAUUAUAGAUGAUGCUAUCUGAUUGAUUUAUAAAGCGAAACCCUGCACAAUUGUAUAGAAAUUAGGAGAUUGUUUAAGAUCUUUUUGGCAUUGAUUUACCUAAAGGCAUUUCCAUUGAUUUUACGCUGCUACUGUUAAUUCAGGUGUACAGUAAUACAAUCUUGUUUUGAGAUCUAAUAAUUUAACAAAAAUCUAAUGCCAAGAGUGAAAGACUGGAUUGUAAGUAUACAUGCACUCCCCCCGAUAUCGACCGUUUUUUUUUUUUAUUAUUUAUUUAUAAAAAAAGACUCCUAAAACAUCAAUUUUAAAGCAGUAGUAUCCACCAUUGGACUUUAAUUGAGAAGUAUAUAAAUUGUUAAUGUUAGAGGGACUAUUUGUAUGAUAUCGUGCAGCACUUUUUUUUUUUUUUUUUAAUCUACCACUGUAGGCAUAUAUGUCUUGCAUAUACUGGUAUUUAAACACCAACAUUUCAAUGCUGCAUGGCACGUGUAUAAUGUUUAUAUUCAACCAAAGAAUUGUUUUAUUAAUUCUGAUCUCUCCUGGGGAGAUGGAUUUGAACAUAAGUUAAUGUUCCACACUGGAGAAGUGUACUGCACAUUGUAAAACUGCAGUAGGGACACCACACAAGAGUUUUAAGCAAUGUUCUGUCAAAACAAGAUAAAUAAUUGCAUAUGCCACCUAAAUACUUUAGAACCUAAACUCUUCACACGUGUGCAUUUGUUAGAGGUAACCCUGCCAACCCCCACCCCCA
Messenger RNA from Acipenser ruthenus (sterlet), 3774 nucleotides. RefSeq names its product kelch domain-containing protein 10-like. The transcript has 10 exons. Gene Ontology annotation, biological process: positive regulation of stress-activated MAPK cascade. Bases 164 to 1426 code for a protein of 420 amino acids. The record is from RefSeq and is a predicted model, not a curated record. Lineage: Eukaryota; Metazoa; Chordata; Actinopteri; Acipenseriformes; Acipenseridae. Gene Ontology annotation, molecular function: protein binding.